GGACCCAAAGAGGAGGGAGAUGGGGAGACCAGGAGCAGCCAAAUUAAAGAGGGAGGGAAGAGGAGCACACAGCCAUGCUUUAGGAUUAUGAAGGAAACAUACUGUUUAACUAUCUCUGUGUAGGACAGGUCACAUGUUGAAUGUUUGUGGAGCGCCACAGUAGGGAGAUCACAAUUAUCUCAGGGUAUGGACGGCACAGUGGAGCUGCAGUAGAGGUUUGGGUCUUGCAUCCAGGAAGUGUUGACUGAAGAUGCGGGUCAGUGCGUGGCUGCUCUGGGUGUCCUGGUUCUACACCUGGGCAGAGUACACACAGAGGUGCAAGUGCCAAGACAUCUGUCCAACGGAGUCAGGAUUGGACAAGAGGUCAAAGAGCCGGUUCAAGGAGCAUGUUCGUCACGGUGCCGGACACCAGCACACGCCUCACAGGAGCAGGCCACACCGAAAAAAAGGAUUCAGAAUUCAUGCACAGGAGACACUGCCCCGUAUCACCCACCACCCCUCUGAUGUAGUGGUGAAAGCUGGGAAUCCUGCCUCACUCUCCUGCCGGGCAGAUGGCAACCCAAAGCCGACCAUCGAGUGGCUGCGAAACGGGCAGCCUCUGGAAAUGGCAAAGGGAGACGCACAUUUGCAGCCCUUGGCUUUGAUAGAGGGGAGCCUCUUCUUCCUGAGCGUGGGAGAGGGCAGGCGAGGUCAGUCGCACGAGGGCAUCUACACCUGUGUGGCUAGGAACAGUGCAGGCAAGGCCGCCAGUCGUAAUGCAUCGCUGUACAUCGCAGUGUUGAAGGAGGAGUUCAGUGUGCAGCCCAGUGAUGUGGAGGUGGCAGAGGGGGAGGUGGCUGUCUUAAACUGUGAACCCCCAGUAGGACACCCUGAGCCUAAUGUCAUGUGGAAGAAGGAUGGCCUGCCUAUCAACAGCACGGAUCACCGCUACACUGAGCUGAGUGGGAAGCUUAUCAUCGCUCCUGCAGAGAAGAACUACUCUGGUGCUUAUGUGUGUGUGGCCAGCAACACUGUGGGAGUGAGAGAGAGCAGGGCGGCUCGGCUCACUGUGCUGGCUAAGCCUGUGUUGGUGCUGAAGCCAGAAAACGUGUCUGUGAGACUGGGAGAGUCUGCUCAGUUUUUCUGCCGCGCUAAAGGUGACCCCCCGCCUGUUGUGGUCUGGAGCAGAGAGCAGGGGCCACUGCCCAACGGCAGGUAUCUUGUAAACCCCGACCAGACUCUUCAGAUCCACUAUGUGUCAGCCCAGGAUGCUGGGAUGUACACCUGCACUGCUGUUAAUGAUGCAGGUGUGGUCACUGCCAGCGCACAGCUACUAGUUGACGAGGCUACCAGCACUAAACAGAGAGACCUCCACAAAGAGCUGUCAGCCCUGCGAGUUGCUCUGGAAAAUGUCACCAUCAUGGCCCCUGGCUCUGACAAAUCACAAGUACAGUGGAAGCUCCAGUCCCUCCCAGCUCAGCCUCAUUACCUCGAUGGCUUUGAGGUUCUCUACCGCUCUCUGCUGCCUGCCAGCUCAGACUGGGCAGCAAAGAAGGUGACACUGCCCAGCUUCCAGACUCAGGUGGGCCCCUUAAAGAGAGGCUACAAGUAUGAGUUCAAAGUUCGGCCCUAUGGCAGCAAUUUGUAUGGGAGGGAGAGCAACACCCGGCACCUCAGAGUCCCUGAGACAGUGCCCAGUGCCUCUCCUCUGGCUGUGUCCAUAACAGUGAGCCACGAGCAGAACAACACUAUCCAUUUGAGCUGGGAGCCUCCUCCUCAUGAAACCCACAAUGGCAUCAUACAGGGCUACCAGGUAUGGUGUGUGGAUUCUGAGGAGCAGCUGUACCAGAACUGGACAGUGGAUAGUGGCAAACACAAGCUUGAUAUCUCUACUCUCAGACCAGGGAAACAAUACUGGAUCACCAUAGCAGCUGUCAAUGGAGCUGGAGUCGGAAUAAUGAGUGACCCUCAUGGAUUUGUCAUCAAUCCACAAAAAGGUAGUUCCUCUGAGUCAGACAGCCAGAGACAGGAUCUGUCUCAGGUCUUGGCACUGCUUCAGGACCCUGUGGUGAUCGGCAGCAUUGGUGCCCUCCUGUGGUGCAUUCUGAUGGUUGCAGCUGUUUGCCUCUUCAGACGCCACAGCAGGACAGGCCACCUGAUACCAGGAUGUGGCAGGGGUAAAGGUUUGCACAGACUAGCCAGUGAAGAUCUCAUCAUAAAACACAGGAUGGUAGCUCCAGACUCCCCUUGGAUCUCUGGAGGCUGGAGACCUGCCUUCAGCCAGAAGUAUCAGGAUUUAUGGGCCCAAGGUCAGAAACAUCCAGGGAUCAGGAGCACCAGCCUCCCUGUGUCCUGGAAGGACCCCAGCUGUGUGGACUCAGCUGUCCCAAUUGUGACUGACAGCUGCGGCGUGUAUGGCACUUUUUACGUGGACCUGAUGGGCAAUGGCCUCAAGACCUUCAACAGUCCCGGGCGUUGCCCUAAAAUGCCUCAUGGUCCUCCCCAUCCACAUGGAGCUGAGACCAUUCCAAUAUUCCCUCAGCCUGUUGCAAAGACCUCACCCCUCAGUAGCCGGGAGAUGCUACCAUGGAAACAGGCCAUACGUCCCCAGCCCAGGAUGGGUGUACUGAGGGAGUCAUGGGAAAAAAACCACGGCAAGCAAGAGCUGCAUGCAGUGAACAGUGUCCCCAUAGUGCCAACCAGGAACCAUGCUUGUCCAUCCAGUGUCUACAAACAGAGGCUCAGUCACAUUCCAUCAGGCCGCCACGGUGGACAUUCAGAGUGUGAUAAAGUUACUGGCUGUCCUCGCCUGCUGCAUUACUCUGCAUCAUUUCAUCUACUGGACAUGCUGCCCCCCCCACCACCAAUGCCCAUAGAGGACACCACAGACACACACAGCCUCAGCUCAGACGAAGGCUCCAGUCGUUCUACAAAGUUAACAGUGGACAUGGGCUCUCUGCAGUCAGUGUGUGCUGCGUCAGGCCACCGUGGGAAACCAGGACCCUCCACUAACAACAGCAGUUUCCCUUCCUACAGCCACCUGUCUACAUCAUAUUCAAUGAAUGAUGAACAGGGUGGCACAUUGACAGCACAGGAAGCCACCCAGUAUCUGGAGCUCAGCCCUAAACCUGAGAGAUGCAGCGCCCUGCCUCAACAGCAUCCGUCCCUGCCAAACCCGUUCUCCCCCACCCUGGGCUAUAUCUGUGGGACUGGCCUCUCCACUCAGCUGGAGGAUGACUCCACCAUCGAUGACCCUGAGGUGCCACCAAUCGGCUUGCGACAUGCCCGCCUCCAGAGCACACCUUCCUCCUGCUACAGUGAAUGGGACAGCUCACUGUGGAACACCUGGAGCUCAGCAAUGGACAGCAACAUGGCCAGCGCUCGCACCAGCCUCAUCAGCUCGGUGGACAGCUGCUAUACUAAUGACAGCGCCAACUUUGCCUGCUUGCUGGCUGCGGCAGCAGAUACCAUGAGUGGGGCCUCUUUGUCAGACUUCUCUCCACCGGCCUCCCCCCUCAGCACCUUGUAUCCGUCAUUUCGUGCAGACGGCGACUCGUACGGCGAGCUGGAGCCUGUUCCUGCAUGGGACUGGAGCAUGGCGUGGGUGGAAGAAAUGGAGGCUCAGUACAGAGCUCACUAUCCUGGCAGAAACACCAAACCCUUUGACACUUAGGGGACUCUGCCAGGAAGGUAAAAGAUACAACGUAACUAAAUUUUUAAAAACUUCAGAAACACCUCUCAGCAGUGCCAGAUCUGCAGGACAAGACGGGACAGACAUGACACUGAAACAGUUACUGGUGUUGGAGAGUUCUGGAAUUUUGAGGUCUGAAUAAUUCAGGGUUUGAUGUGUAGCGAUUUCCCUGUCAGGAAAAGGUAAAUAUCUGGAUCUGAAAAAUAAUUGGAGCCAACGCCUUGAUGUUUCAGAUGCCUCUGCUCGUAGAUGCAUGCCUGUUGUUUGUCUGUAAUAGUUUUCCCAGUUUACCUCAGGGCCGUCCAGCUACUAUUUUGCAUCCUUCAAAUGACUUCCAUUGAGAUUCUAAAGUUUUCUUCCCUCUCUGUAUCCUUCCCGCUCAUUAGAGAAUAGGAUAAUGAGAUACUUCCCUCGGGAUCUUCUCACCCAGUGUAUUUUGAAAAGGCCAGAGAGACACAGAGACAGGAUUCGAGACAGUGAGAAAGCAGUCAUUAGGCAGAAGAAAUACAGCACCAGGGUUUUCCUCACAGCACAUGUUUGUUUCUUAUUUUUUCAUGUUUGUUGCAAAAUUUUAUUAGGGCUGAAGUCCUACCAAAUAGAGCUUCACUUAGGGAUUCUGUACAGACUGUUUUACUGAUCAAGUGUAUAUAUACAGCAUAUUCAACAAAUGUUAUUUAAAGAAUUUAAAACAUUCCAAAUCAUUUACUGUCUUCCUAAUUGUUUGGUGAUUUCUUUUAUAUUUUGGGAAUUUUUUUAGAUUUUUUUUUUUUUUUUUUUAAA
Molecule: messenger RNA, 4450 nt
Organism: Epinephelus fuscoguttatus (brown-marbled grouper)
Lineage: Eukaryota; Metazoa; Chordata; Actinopteri; Perciformes; Serranidae
Gene: robo4
Product: roundabout, axon guidance receptor, homolog 4 (Drosophila)
Exons: 19
Coding region: 251-3652 (1133 amino acids)
Biological process (GO): dendrite self-avoidance; axon guidance; homophilic cell-cell adhesion
Cellular component (GO): axon; plasma membrane
Molecular function (GO): cell-cell adhesion mediator activity
Source: RefSeq, a predicted model, not a curated record